Sorex fumeus (smoky shrew) is the source of this 1037-nucleotide messenger RNA. RefSeq names its product fibronectin type III domain containing 11 (gene FNDC11). The record is from RefSeq and is a predicted model, not a curated record. NCBI's taxonomy places the organism in Eukaryota, Metazoa, Chordata, Mammalia, Eulipotyphla, Soricidae. The coding region runs from base 7 to 1008 and encodes 333 amino acids. Gene Ontology annotation, molecular function: protein binding. The transcript has a single exon.
CAGACAAUGAACUCCCAGGUGACGGGCCUGGGCCUGGACAAAAUGAAGCUGGACAGUCCCCAGCCCUUCCUGGAGCAGGAGGACGCCGAGGAGGCGGAGGACGGGCAGCUGCUGGAGCCCGAGGCUUGGAGGACCUACAUGGGACGCCGGGCGGCGCUGCGGGAGUUCCUGAGCUCGGACCUGAGCCCUCACCUCCUCAGGAGGCACCACGCCCGCAUGGAGCUGCUCCGGAAGUGCUCCUACUACAUCGAGGUCCUCCCCAAACACCUGGCCCUGGGCGACCAGAACCCGCUGGCCCUGCCCAACACCAUGUUCCAGCUCAUCGACCCCUGGAAGUUCCAGCGCAUGAAGAAGGUGGGCACGGCCCAGACCCAGAUCCAGCUGCUGCUGCUCGGGGACCUCCUGGAGCAGCUGGACCGUGGCCGCGCCCAGCUGGACGCGCUGCUCGAGUCCCCCGACCCCCGGCCCUUCCUGGCGGGCUGGGGGCUGGUGGAGCGGCGGCUGGCGGACUUGUCGGCCGUCAUGGACAGCUUCCUGGCCAUGAUGGUGCCGGGGCGUCUGCACAUCAAGCACCGCCUGGUGUCCGACGUCGGUGCCACCAAGGUCCCCCACAUCCGGCUCAUGCUGAGCACCAAGAUGCCCGUCAUGUUCGACCGCAAGGAGUCAGUGGCGCACCGAGACUGGGCGAGUCUGCGCUGGUUUGUCACCGUGCAGCCGGCCACACCCGAGCAGUUCGAGCUGCGCUUCAAACUGCUGGACCCGCGGAGCCAGCAGGAGGGCGCGCAGAGGGGCGUCAUCCCCGUGGCUGCCUGCACCUUCGACAUCCACAACCUGCUGCCCAACCGCUGCUACAGGUUCACCGUCAAGCGGGCAGAGAGCUACACGCUGGUGUAUGAGCCCUGGAGGGACAGCCUGACCCUGCAGACCAAGCCAGGGCCCCCCGAGGGGCCUGCCCCCCACCGGCUGGGCAAGCCCAGCCCGUCCCUGACCGCACCUCCCGAGAGAUGAUUUUCUAGUAUUUAUCCACUAAUAAAGAG